Molecule: messenger RNA, 624 nt
Organism: Racocetra persica
Lineage: Eukaryota; Fungi; Glomeromycota; Glomeromycetes; Diversisporales; Gigasporaceae
Source: the annotation of a GenBank genome assembly
AUGGUGUUGGCAUUAAACAUGGAAGGCUCAAUGCUUUUGUCCAUAAAGUUCCGAAAAGUAUUUUUAAACAUUCUUUCGGUUUGGGCUUCUUGCUCGGCUUUGGGGUCGUCUCCUGAUUUAAUUUUCCCAGCCUCUUCUCCAACAUCAUUUCAAUUAGUUCCAAAAGAAAAUUUUCCUUUUCCUCCUGUUCCUAAUACUUGUCCCCCUCCUCCAAUACUGAAAUUAAACCCUCUCAUUACUCGGGCUGGGUUGGUUCAGUCUUCAAAAGUGCCUUCAUUGCUUACUUCACAUUUAACAGCUUUGCUUAAAUCAGUCAUUUCGGUUGGUCCCACUGUCAAAACUACUUUGGCAUUUAAUAGCAUUUGUCCUAUUUUUCGGGCCGUAGCCCCAGUAAAAUCCAAAGCACUACCUAAUUUCAACAAAGACAUUAAAGCAGCAUCAUUAAACCAACUUCCUGAUAAAUUAUUGGCUUCAUGUUCUCCGAACUUACUUAACUUAAUAUCGGAAGGAAUGGAUAAUUGUUUGGGUUCGGAAUUUCUACCAGUUGGCACUUGCUUACUUCAAGUUAUAUUUCGGGCUGCUCCUAAUACUCCUUCAUAUCUUACUUGGGCUCGGAAUAAUUGA